AUGUGUAUUUUGUCCCGUACUCGCAGGGUUGACCCUAAAGAUACGUUUUACACCGGAGCUUGUGAGAAUGGCGAUGACACCACGAGUGUUGAAGAGUACCAGCUGAACUCAUUCUGUUACUGUGAUGUCAAUGGACAGGACCGCUGUGGGCCAGGAAACGAUAUUUUCACCUGCCCAUACAUGGAAAUAGACGAAAAUGAUGUCACAGACAGGCUCCAGGAUCAAGCUCUCUUCCCACUUAAAUGCUUGGACAUUCCCUUCAGUUACUCUGAAUUCCCGUUGUUUGAAUACGAUGAGUCCCUCAGCCCUGCGGUGAUUGACAUCAGUUUACCAACAGAUUCAGGCCAGACGUAUGAAAUUCUGAAAUUCCAGUGUACGACGAAUUUGAAUUCAUUGGGAUCUCCAUAUCCUAUAGCCAGAACAUGUAAGGAUGUCGAUGGUGUGAGAAUGACAUCUGUCGUCGAGUCCUGUGCUCUGGAUUUGUAUGUAACUAGCGAUUUCAACUGGAUUCAAGCUGCAGUACAGAGCAUGAAGGUCCAGUGUCAACUCCAGCUUGAGCGCAACUCUUCUCUGUGGACAGGAAGUCCAAGUGCUCCUCCCCAGGAAUACACUAACUUGUUCUGCAUCGCAAACUGUGGUGGAGCUGGUACUUGCGAAGAAGGAGUGUGCAAGUGUAUAGAAAACUAUGGGGGUGCUGACUGUUACGUCAACAAGCUUCAGCCACCGAAUGUGUUUUCCCUGAGUAAUGGAGGUUUCUGUGACCUUAGGGACGAGAACUGCGACAACGUCAUCGUAUACAUGAAUAACACAGAGAACUCUAAUCAACUGUCCUGUUACCUUAAAAGAAUGUUGACAAACUCAUCGGGGACGUUCUCGACUGGCGAUCAGCUGACCAAAGCAACGGCAACUUUCCUCAGUGUGAACGAGCUGUCUUGCUCCAUACCAUCAGGAUCAGGGACUUACGAAAUCAUAAUAAGUGGUGAUGGACAACGCUACAGCUCUCCUGUCUACUUGUUUGUGUAUAAUUCCCUAUGCUUUGAUUGCGCUGUCAACAACCAGACGUGCAUGCCAAAGGUUUCUGGAUGUUUAAUCAAUGGCGUUUGCUAUGAAAAUGGAGAAUACAACCCGUCCUCUUUAAGGGAAUACUGUGAUCCUGCCAUCAAUGCUACUGUAUGGCAAACUGCUCAAGACUCAUGUCAGGGAUUGCCUUUGAUAUGGCUGGAAGACGGAGGCUUCAUCAGCGGUGGUGAAAGUGUGGUUGGGGAUAAGGAGUCUUGCAAACAAAUGUGUCUUAGCCAGUACGGCACUGGUGGGAAUGAUUGCUACUCCUUUGAUUAUAAUGCUACCUCGGGGAAUUGCUCCUUGAACUCUGCAGACAAGAGAAGUGACUAUGAAAGCCUUAUUGCGGACAGUAGUAGCGUGAAUCUGGAGUGGAACUGUGAAAACAAUCCAUGCCACAAGGAGAAUGUGAUCUGGACACGGAAGCCUGGUUUUGCCAUCUUAGGUUCUGGUGACAAAAUCGUCUCUGGCAUUACAUCCAGUUUUGAGUGCCGUAAACGUUGUCUCUCUGAGACAAGUUUCCUGUGCCGCUCAGUGCAACUGUUAGGUGAUGCUGGAAUGUGUGUACUUUGGGCAGAGACAAGCAUAAGCGCUGGAAACAAUUUUGUUCGCUGGCCUGGUUACAUCUUUGAGGAAUGGAGUUGUGCUUCAGGAACUGGAAACCUAUUGCCACUAGCCAAUCCUAGUGCCAGCAUUGUGAAAGACCCUUCUGGUGGCUCAGAGGACUACACGCUCAGUUGUAACUUCAAGACUCCUGACUCUACUAAUGCCACACUACAGGCUAACAUCGAGUGGUUGGUUGACAACACCGUGGUAGAGGUUUCAAACAUUUGGACAAAUCAAGGAGACCAAGAGUAUAAUGCUCACAUGAAUCGGGCCAAGCUUACGAAUUUGGCAUACGGAACCAAGCUAUCGUGUGGUGUAAGCCUUUGCUUGAAUGAAAGCUGUUCUGAGACCAUUGGAGCAUUCCGACGCAGCAAUAGGAUCAACUUGAUCUUGGAGGUUAAAAGUCUACCUGAGCUGACAGUAACAGAGGGACAACGUGGCGAAGUAAUCAGUGUUGUAAGCAACGCUCCCCCGUCGUUUUUGUGCGACACAUACAACUCAUCAUCCGACUGCAGCUUCAUGAUCAGGGUACAAGUGAACCAUACAGCGCCUGGUCUCGCCUGUCCUCUCUCUGGUACCAUGGCUCAGGUCGUUCUUGGUUCCUCUAACACGCUUGAUGACGCUGACGCCGAUGGUCCAUUCUGCGGCCACAUCAUGACGAACAGGAACUGGCAAACAAGAGCAGAUAUUGCUGUUGUGGCAAAACUUGAUCUUGUUCAGGACGAUGAUGUUAAGAGGACAGUCCAUGUAUCCGGAAGCCUCGUUGCGGAAAAUAUGAUCGAGAUUAUAAAGCUGGACUUACAAGAUGUUGAGGUGACCGUUGUCAACCAGGAUUUUGGUGGCGUCUGUGUAUCCAUGAACGAUCCACACAUGAUCACAUUUGACAGAAGAUAUUAUAAGAACUUCAAUGAAGGAGAAUUUAUCCUGUACCAGCACGCUUCUCUUCCGUAUGAGAUCCGUGGAUUUUACAGACGAUGUAAAGGCAAAGAGUUGGGCUCAUGUACUUGUGCAGUGGCAGCUCGGUCUGGAGAUGACGUUCUUGUCAUUGAUCGCUGCGGCGCCAAGGAUUCUGGGCGGCGUGAUAUGCCUUUCCUUGACCUCAAACUUUAUCAAAUUGGUAAACUAAUCCCCGGAACAACAGUGAGACGUGUGGGUGGAGGACUUAAAUAUGAGGUUGGCCUGCCAACUGGAACAGUGCUUGAGGUUGAUGUCAAAGAUGACUUUCUCAACGUACUUAUUAUUGCCUCAGCAACAGAUUUCAACAACACUAAAGGUCUGUGUGGUCUGUAUGAUGGAGACAAAGACACCAUGCUGACAAAGAGAGAUGGAACUGUGUAUGAUAGCAUUGAAGUCAGACCCGAUGAAUUUUCUCUAUCAUGGAGAGUGGAUGUGACUGAGAGCUUGUACACUGGUUUUUGCGGGACACUUGAAUUUGAGCCCAAGGUCAUGACUUUGUGCGAUUGCCAAGGUACAUACAAUGGAACUUGUCAAGAUGGAGGAGAAUUGAUUACUUGCUCAAGGACGGACGACCAUUUCAAUUACUGGAAGGGAGAAGAUAUCACACUAGAUCUACAAGAGAGAUCUCAGUCUCCAAUGUGUGAAGUUUCAAAAUCAGUUGGACAAGCAGCUACUGACAAAUUUGAAUAUGAUCCUGAUCAAAAUGCUGGAGAUGCAAGCUGGCCUACUGCCUCCAAUAUCACAGAGCCGAUGGCUGAGGCGUUCUGCGGAGACGUCAUUCUCAAUGAUAUAAUUGGAGCUGCAUGCAAUCAGAUUAUUCCAGACACUGUUAAGUACGCUGUGCAGGCUUGUGUGAAAGAUAUUCAAAUAUCAGACGAUCGUAGCUGGGCACAGAGCGCGCUGUCGACUGUCCUGUCUGUGUGCAGAUACGAGCUGUUCAAUAAUCCAGCUCACUGGGUGAACAGCACAGGAACUCUCUCUAUCAACUCUACCUUCAUUGGUGGCAUGUGCUUCAACCAGUGUUCUCAACAUGGCCCUUGUGUUGAUGGUGUGUGUGAUUGUGAAGAUGGGUAUGGUCUAGCUGACUGCUCAGUGAACACGGCAGAUUCACCUGAUAUAUACAUGCUGGAAAAUGAUGGCCUUUGUAACAUUCAAGACUCAUCACAACGCCCCUGUGACUCAGUUCUUGUGACCGGCAGGGUAUAUGCAUUUUCUGAGCAGCUGAAAUGCAGACUACAGCCUAUAAAGAUAACAGAAAGCGACACUGAAGAUGAUGGCAAGCCCGUCACUGUACAGGCGGAGUACUUCUCUUUCCACGAGAUCACAUGCCCUUUGCCAGAGGCAAGAAGCUACAGAAUACAAGUCACAAACAACAACGUGAACUUCAGUGACAGCUCUACCUUUACUCUUUACCAUCCUAGGUGUCAUGACUGUAGCUCAAGUGGAGUUUGUAAACUCACGUUCGAGAGCUGCUUCAUUGACAAUGAGUGCUUCUUGUAUGGUGAGCCCAACCCUGCAAAUGAAUCCUUAGUAUGUGACAACUACCAGUCUUACGACUCAUGGAGUCUGCGGAAAGAGUAUCCAUAUGUGCGAGGAAAUCCAGUGUUGUCUUCAAACUUUAAUGACUCAACCCGAGAGUUUACAUUCUCUUGCGAAGUCACCGUGCAGGAGAGGCAAGGUGUUGAGUACCUGAUUGAGUGGCGACAUAAUGGGACGGGUAUUGCAAAAGUCAACAUUUCAGAAGUUGGGGUCAACACAACUGUUGCAUUUCUGGACAUAUUGGAUAUUCCACAGUUUGCCCUUGGUUCUGAUGUAUCCUGUGCUCUGACAGCUUGUUUUGCUGAGAAUUGUUCAACUACUGAAAGUCCUCCAGAGGAGAGCAAUUCUUUCACAGCUGCAAUUAAGAUAACUGAUGAGAAAGUGACUGUGACUGAAGGCAUGGGUCCAGCUACAAUUUCUGCAGAGUCAAAUGUUCCACCAAAACUAUUGUGCGUUGGUGAAGACCCAUUGCUUUGCAAUGUUUUUGCAACUGUGCAAACAAAUCAGCCAGAACCACUGACUUGUCCCAACAGUGAUGCAGAAGUACCACAGUUGAUUUUUCCCUUGCUAGAAGAUUUCCCAGGUAUCACAGAAUGCGGUGUGCAGUACAGUGAAUGGCCCGGCAUUGUUAAAGUGCCAGUCAAAGCUGCACUAGAUUCUUUGAUUGAUGGUGAUGUGACAAGGCUUGUGGAAGUAGCUGUUCAGGUCGAGUACAACAUGACAGUGGAGGUUUUGUCCGCGAUUGGAAAGAAAGAAGUGCUCAUCAUUGACAAUGAUUCCGCAACUCUGUGUGCUUCAGUGAAUGACCCGCACAUGACAAGUUUUGAUGGAAGAACUUAUGAUGUGUAUUUAGAGGGAGAAUUCAUCCUGUACCAGCACUCCUCCAUGAUGUAUGAGGUACACAGUUUUUACCGCAAAUGUAACAAAAACAGAGCUGCUUGCAACUGUGCAGUCACUGUCAAGUCUGGAGAUGAUGUCAUUUUGAUUGAUCGCUGCGGGGCGAAAAGUGGAACAUCAUCUCAGCCCUUGGAAGUUAAGAUCCUGAAAAAUGGAGAACUGACACCUAAUACAAGAGUUGUACAGCUUUUGGAAGGAAGGAAGUACAAGGUGAUAUUACCUACUGGCACUGAAGUAAAAGUGAACGUGGCUAGCGACUUCCUCAAUGUCUGGAUACAGCCAUCUGCUGCUGACUUCAAUAGCUCCAGAGGCUUGUGUGGCACCUACAACAAAGAAAGUGAUGAUGACCUUACUUUACCGUCUGGCAGUAUCUACCCAGGAGAUGAACGACAGCCUAAUUCCUUCUCACUCAGCUGGAGAGUGAACGCAUCCCAGUCCCACUACAGGGGUGUCUGUGCUGAAUCUGACGCCCCCUUAAGGAAUCUUAGCAUUGUUUGUCAGUGUUCAGUGAAUGGCACUAGCUGCAUUCCUGAUCUCGGAGUGUCCAGAUGUUUGCCAUCAGGGGAUAACCCAAAUAAGAAUGGGCAAGGUGUGGAUGUUACAAGCUCUUUGCUGAACAGCAGUGUUCAGUCAUCAGGCUGCAAUAAUCUGGAACAGUUUGAGUAUGAAGAAGACUAUGUUUCUGGAAACUUCUCAUGGCCAACACCAUCUGGAUGGGAAGAGGAAAAUGCAACAGAUUUCUGCGUGAAGUUUUUGAUGAAGUCUGAAAUUGGUUUCAAGUGUGCCAACAAAUUCAGCGUUGACUUCAACAGAACAGUGAGAGGAUGUGUCAGUGACAUUCAGAUAAUGGAUGACACUGUGUAUGCCAUUCAAGCACUGACAAGCCUUUUGGAACAGUGUCUUAGCAGCAUCUCACGUACUGUCGAGUUCUGGAUUGAUAUGAAACCAGACACAGAAUUUCUCAAUCUUUUGUGCCCAGAAGAUUGUAAUGGCAAUGGAAAGUGUACUAAUGGUUUGUGUGUUUGUGAAAAGGACUAUGGAGGAGUAGAUUGCUCUGUGGAUCUGACAGUUGCUCCAGACCUGGCUGUGCUGUUGCCCUCGGUUUCAUGUGACGUCAAAGAUGAAGACUGCUCGGAAAUUAUUCUUAUUGGAGGACCUUUCGUCAACUCAAACAGCCUGAUUUGCAUAUUCCAACAAAUUGAUUACUUUGAUGGAAUUUCUUACUCCGAGAGAGAAAAUGGGACGUACUUGGUGCAAGCAUCUUUCACUACUUACGAAAGGAUUGAAUGCAGACUUCCUUUUAUUGGGAGUUUCACUGUCAAAGUCGAGAACUCUCUGGGUGUUGUCAGCCAAACCAUAGUGCGUCAAGUCUAUAACUCAGAAUGUUUUAGCUCAUGUGACGACAAAAGAUGUGUACUUGAGCCAAAAUACUGUUUCAUUGACAACGAAUGCUAUCGAGUCAACGAAAUCAACUCUGAUGAUGUAGACCUGGUGUGUGACCCACAGAAGAGUUUGUCUCACUGGACGGACAGAAAUGAAUAUCCCAGGCUGGAUGCACUACCAGAAAUAGAAACACGCUUUGACUUCAAUACCUCAAUGUUCUACUUGGGGUGUGACUGGUCUGGUUUCACUGAUAAUGACACCACUUUGACAGUGUUUGCUCAGUGGUAUCAAGAAGAUGAAUUCAUUGCAGAGGAAGAAAUAGAACGUAAUGUCACUAGCGCAGAAAUUUCUCAUGUCAACUUCACUGGACUGGCUUAUGGAAAGAAGGUGUAUUGUGGGUUGGUUGCCUGCAUAACCACCAGAUGCAACGAGACAAGGAGUCCCUUGAUCAAAAGUGAGGAUUUUGUGCUUGAGAUCAAGAUCGUGAAUCCAUCUGUAGAAAUUCAAGAAGGAGAAGACAAAGCCAUCAGGGUGACCUCUACUUUCCCACCAGCUGUAUUCUGUGAUGUCGACACGAAUGUUUCCUGCAGCAUUUUCAUAGGCUUUGAGGUCCAACACUCUAAAGAUGAUAUCGUCUGUCCUGUCACCAAUGAGACAGUUCCCCAACUAGUUUUCUGGGGACUUUUGGACAACUCUGCCGUGUCAUGUGGUGUAGUGCUCACUAACGAGAACUGGCAGACUGCUCUGUCAGUUCUUGUCAGGGCUGUGGUGGACGGAAAGACAGAUGGUGAUCAGGAACGGAGCGUCAAUGUCACUGCAGUGCUCAGUCACACAAUUACAGUGUCCCUGCAGACAUUCACUGUGAAAGUCAUUGAUUCUGACCAGGUUGCAGUAUGUCAGUCCAUCAAUGAUCCUCACAUGACUACAUUUGAUGGAAGGUACUACAACAACUUCAAUGUUGGAGAAUUCAUUCUUUACAGGCACACUACUCUUCCAUAUGAGGUUCGCUCGUAUUUCCGUAAGUGCAACAAAAAUCGUGCGUCUUGCAACUGCGCUGUAGUGGUACGUGCUGGAGACGAUACCAUCAGAGUGGACAGAUGUGGCCGUGAGAAAGACCAGAACGGGAAAGAAAGUCCACUUGAUGUUGGCCUGUACCUCCGAGGACAGAUGACCUCAGGUCUUUCAAUAGUUCAGUACAAUGACGGCAAGAAGUAUGAGAUAUUCUUACCCUCGAACACAAAAGUUGUUGUUGUUGUGGAUAGCAAAUACAUCAAUGUGGUUAUUCAAGCUUCAUCUUUUGAUUUCGGGAACACUGAAGGAUUAUGUGGCACUUAUGAUGGUGACAAGAAGAAUGACCUGACCUCCAGCACAGGAGUCCUUGUUGAUGGCUCAAGGGUGGACGACUUUUCUCUUAGCUGGAGAGUGGAGCAAAAAGAUUCCAUUUAUAGUGGCUUCUGUGGUCAAGACUUUGCUGUUGGAUCUACUCAGACCUUCUGUUCCUGUGGAGUUGUUAGUGGUACAGAUUGUGGAGUCAGUCACGUUUCAAGUUGUCAGGAAGGUCUCAGGGUUAUCUCUGGAGGAACUGACAUAACAAUGUCAUUGAAGACAGGGGCGAUUCGACCGCCAUGUGGCUUCCAGUUAGAGUUUGAAUAUGACACUGCUUACAUCCCCAAGCCUCCAUCAUGGCCAACUCCCAGUGGGUUUAAUCUGACAACAGCCACAGAGUUCUGUGAGAAGUAUAUUCAAGCCAGCAUUUCUGCACAAGCAUGCCUUGGUGCUGUCAGAGACUUAAACCUAGAGUUCGUCUUGAAAGGAUGUGUGGAAGACAUUCAGAUAUUGGACAGCACUGAGUUUGCUGCAUCUGCAGUAGAAAAUCUGAAUAUGCGUUGCCUUACUCAUGUCCAAGUGAACAUAAGUUAUUGGGUGACCAUUGAAAGUGGAGUUGUUAUCAACCCUGUUGUGUUUGACUCCCUUUGCCCUGCUGAUUGCAAUAACAAUGGAAAUUGUUCCAAAGGAGUCUGUAUAUGUGAUGCUGGCUUUGGUGGAACAGCAUGCGACAUUGACCUGACCUCACCGCCAAAAUUAACAAACACCCCGGAAAUCCAAAUAUGUGAUAGCAAGAAUUCCACAUGUCCCAAUGAAAUCCUCAUUUUUGGUGAAAACUUCCUGAACUCGGAACAACUCACUUGCCACUUCAAGGAAAUCACGAUUCUGGAAACUUCUAUUUCUGUGUCUGACAAGGAGAUAAUAAGUCAAGCAACUUUCAUCAACUUCAAUGUUGUGAAGUGUACUUUCCCAUCUUUGGGAAGCUUUACAAUUGCUGUCAGCAAUACAAACAUCUCUAUUAGCACUAGCAUCAACUUCCUGCUGUUUGAUUCAGCUUGUGUAUCAUGUGAUCCGAGAUCAGGAAAAUGCUUCCUUGUGGACGACACCUGCUUUAUUGAAAACAAGUGCUACAAGUUUGAUGAACCCUCUCCAGAGAAUGGCUCCUUGUCGUGCCAACCUUUUGUCAGCCAAACUUCCUUCACUUUGAUUCCAUCAAAUCCAACAGUGAGAAAGCCCACAAUUUCAACUUCAACUCUUGAGAACUCUCCAUACUUUGAAAUACAGUGUUCUCUGGGUGCUGACGAAGAUAACAGCGUUGCAUGCAAAGAUGGUGUUGCUUACGAAGUCAAAUGGGAGACGAGCACUGGAAUUCAUCUUACUGAAGACAACUUCAAAUGUGGCUCAAAGGCCCGCUUUAGUAGGCAGGACUUACAAGGAGACUUUGAGCUCGGCGAUUACGUUGUUUGUGCCGUCAGAGCUUGUAUUGCCCUCAGCUGCAACGGUACAUACUCUGAAUGGAGAUACAGUGAUCAAGUAUCAUCAGCAAUCCAAAUUAAAGAGAAUGAGCUUGAGGUGACAGAGGAGGCAGAGACUGUCAAGAUCCACUUGACGUCUCCUUUCCCUCCUGGUUUCUUCUGUACCAAUUUCAGCAAUUGGGACAUCUGCAGCAUUGAUAUCCAGAUACAAACUGAGCAAAGUCAUGUGCUGCACUGUGAUGGGAGUCAAGUUCCUCAAGUAGUCGUUAAGCAGGUUGGAAAUGAUGGUGAUGAAGUGCUACAAUGUGGAAGACGGAUCAACCAAGAUACCUGGAUGACUUCAUUUGUUUUUGAAAUUAAGGCAGUGCAAGACAAUUUAGUUGAGCCGGAUCAGAAGCUAAUGCUGAAUAUCACUGCUGAUGUUCUCCUAGAUGAAGAUGUACAUUCUUCGCAGAGUGUUGGCCUACUCAAUCUGACAGUGCUGGAUAAUGACAAAGUCAGUCAGUGUGCUUUUGGUGUGCACAUGUCAACAUUUGAUUCCAAGUACUUCAACAACUACAGAAGAGGAGAGUUCAUUGUCUACAGACAUACAUCUAUGCCGUUUGAGGUGAGGACUCUGCAACAAUCAUGUGACAGCAACCAGACGUGCACCUGUGCUGUGAUGGUACUGUCAGGGAAUGACGUUGUUGUUCUGGACCGAUGUGAUGGCGGAGCUGCAGGUGCGCUAGACACUCGUCUCUACCUGAAUGGAGAUCUCACGGAAGACACAAGAGUGAUACAGUUUGUUGAUGGAGGCAGAUACAGAAUUGUCUUGCCGACCAUGACCUACAUUGAUGUGAGCUUGGCCUCUCUUGCUUCUGAUUUUUACUUGGAAGGUGUUAUUCAUAGUUCUGCCAAAGACUUUGCACAAGUAGAUGGCCUGUGUGGUAACAAUGAUGAUUCUGACAGAAAUGAUUUUUUCAAAAUGGACAACAGCACUUCUAAUGAUACCAGGGCAACCCCUGAUGCCUUUAUUGAACACUGGAGAGCUGAAAAGUCGUUCCUAAAUGGCCUGUGCGUGGAAGCUGGUGUAAACUAUGCCGUCCCAGGGAAAGAAAGCUAUUGUCAGUGUGUAAACAGAACCCAACCGGUGUGUGGCAAGGAUGUGGACGUCUUUUUGUGUGGAGUGGCGCCUGUGGGUAUGAACAGCAUUGCAGUCCAAACAGGCACAGAUGUCACUGAGAAACUCCUGCGCUUGGGCAGACCUUCUAGUGGAUGCUGUCAACAAACUAAGGAAUAUGACUACAGCACUGGCACAGAUUUUGAACCACCGCAAUUGUCCUGGCCUACGAGCAGCAAGAAUUUGACUGAAUCUCUAGCCCGUGAUUCUUGCACCAAAGCCUUGAAUGAAAGCCAGAUUAUGAGUGUGUGCUCUGGAUACCUUCAUGAUUCCAAAGACAUUGAAAGAAUAGUUCAACAGUGUGUGGAUGAUAUCCAGAUCUCAGAAGAUGAAACCAGAGUGGAAGGCUACAUGUCCUCAGUACUGUGGGCUUGUAUAGAUGCCGUCUCAUCCCAAGUGGAACACUGGACUGAUGUCGAUGGUUACUUGGCUCCUUCAGACAUUGACGUCUGCUACAACAAUUGCUCCCGUGAAGGAAGUUGCCUCAAAGGAAGCUGUCUGUGCAACGACGGCUUUGGCUCAGCAGACUGCUCUGUCAAUAUGGCCAGUCCUCCUACCUUGCUUUCCAUUCUGGGUGGAAAAAUAUGCGAUGUCAAGUCCCUUGCCGAUUGCACUUCAGUUGUUCUUUUUGGAACCGGAUUUGCCGACACUCAAAACCUGACUUGUCACUUCAAUGAAAAUGGCACAGUAUCAACAAGCAGUGCCAUUUUCAUCGCAUCCAACAAGAUCGUAUGCAGCAAAACACUGACAAGCUCUGCGGAAAUUUCUGUGAGCUUGGAUGGCUUCACAACGAGCAACCAGCUUACCAGGACUUUGUACGACGGCUCCUGUGAGAUGUGUGAUGACUCUGGAUGCACAAGAAGGGACAAUUUGUGUUCCAUCAAUGGUGCUUGCUACUCAUGUGGGUCUGUAUUUGAAGACGAUGUUACCAGGUUCUGCUUGCCAUCCAAUGCAACAGACAGGUGGAGUUUGAUAUCUGAUGUCUUUGCCAAGCGCUACAAGUUCCUGAAUGUCCAGGGCUCAAUUUUGGAAACCAGCGUUAGCAAUAUUGCAGUAACUGGUGAUGUCAAACUGGUCACUGGUUAUGGUGGCGCAAAAUACGCUCAGUUUUCAGAAAGUGGACAAUCGCUGACAGUUCGAAAGUCUGAUCUUAGCCUUUUGGAGACCAGCUCCUGCACCUUGGGAUUUACUCUUCGCUUUUAUGUGAAGUUCACGUCCAUCUGUGAAGAUGGGUAUGUGUUGAGAACCUGGAGAAAAGCGAAUGAGAGUGGUUUGUCUGUAUCUAUUUGUGAUGGCAGCGCAAGGAUAAGUGUACGGACAAGAAACAAAGAAAUGUCUGUCAGAACUGGUGCUGUCAAAAUGAACAGCUAUAUUGAGGCUGAAAUCAGCUGGUCAGACAGUCUUGGUCUCAGUGUUGUAUGGGAUGGAAAAACAUAUGCCACAACUCGUUACACCGUGCUCAAUCAUGAAACAGGCACUGGCUCCGAUUUGGUUCUUGGAUCUAGUGGCACAGAAACAUGCUGGCUGGGCAUGGUUCUUGGAGGUUUGGAGAUAUUCACUGCCCCAAAGCCUGUUCUUGAGUCAAUUGGAAUCAUUACAGAACUACCUACUCUACCUGCAAGGCCCACAGUGGAAAUAUUCUAUGAGGCUGUCAAUGCUACAACAACUUUCUCUUGUUCAUUUGAGAGCCUUGGAAGAGGAGACGUCAGAUACAAAGUCGAAUGGUUUGUUGACGACAUGUCAGUGAAGCAGAUCCAGCUAGGAAGUUCCCAGAUCGAAGAUGUCAUUGGAGAGAGCGAAUUUGAAAAUGCCACAUUUGGUUCGAAGAUCAUGUGCUCUGUUACCCCAUGCUACGUUUUCAAUUGUGAUGAUCUGAGCGGACCCACCUUCAGUGCUUCUUAUGAGAUCACAGUUACAAUUGUUCAAAGUCAGAUCACAGUCACAGAAGGCGCGGGUUCCUCUGCAAUCAAAGUCAUCCCAACAGUUCCGCCUUAUAUGCUGUGCAAGUCAUUUGUAACUGUGUCAUCUGAAACGACUCUUCAAGUCUCCUCAGCCAUUGGUACAUUCAGUGGCGAACAGAUAUGCCCACAAGGCAAUGCUCUUCGGCAGGUUGUAGUGGGAGGUGGUAAUACUGCAGGGUGUAGCAGUUCAGUCAGUAGUCAAGACUGGCAGAGUGGAGCUGCUGUGCCUAUUGUGGCUACCGUUGACCUGGUGAAAGAUGGAGAUGUCAGGGGAAAUGUCAACAUCACCGCUAGCGUGGAAUGCGAAGGGAAACUGGAAAUACUCAUCUCCAAGACUGUCGAGGUCACUGUUAUUGACAAAGAUAUAGGGAAGCAGUGUCAAUCUGUCAAUGAUCCACACAUACAAACCUUUGACGGAGUGUCUUAUGACAACUUUAAAGAAGGUGAAUUCACACUCUAUCAGCACACUGAGCUGCCAUAUGCCGUUCAUACCUUCUAUCGCCGGUGCAACCGAGGCAUUGCCUCCUGUAACUGUGCCGUUGCUGUGAGAGUGGAAGAUGAUGUCAUUUUGAUUGACAAGUGUGGACCUGGACGAAAUAUUAAGAAAAGGGCCAGUACAGUUAAACUGAUCAGAAACGGUGAUGUCAACCCAGGUUUUAAACUUCAGAGAUAUGACCAAGGAAACCAGUAUCACAUCAUCAUGCCAUCGGGGACUACAGUCAUAGUGGAGAGUAGCAGAAAUGGGCAGUUCUUGAAUGUGUGGGUUACAGUCUCAUCAGCAGAUUAUGGGCACACAAUGGGAUUGUGUGGAUCCUACGAUGAUGAUAAGUCCAAUGAGUUUUUCAACCUGGAUGGAAUUGACCUGAAAAUAGGUGGUAAACAACAGAAACAGUUCUCUGAAUACUGGAGAGUGAAAAAAGAACAAUCAAUUUAUUCUGGCUUCUGCCCGGAGGACAUUGAAGAUCGUACAAGUUUUGAGUACUGCAAUUGUGUAGCAGGGGCUGCACCAACCUGUGGAAGUGACUUGAACCUUGUGGCCUGCAAAAAGGAUUCAGUUCUCGAAACGUCAAUCAUCAAAAUAUAUGAAGAUAUCACAGCUGAGUUGGUAGCAUCUUCUGAAGAGCCAGAGCAUUGCUUUGAUCCUUUGGCAGAACUCAUAGAAUUUGAGUUCAAUAUCAACUACACCUUUGAGUUUACGAAUGUCUUCUGGCCAACACCUAGUGGUAUAGAAUAUGAACAUGCAAAAGAUCUGUGUGGAUCAGCACUGAUGAGCUCAAGUCUGAGUGCUGCUGGUUGCGGUAUUGACUUCACAGUCGAUGUGGAAAGUGCCAUUGAGUUUUGUAUCAACGACAUCAAAAUGACGGAUGACACCAGCUGGACUGUCACAAUGUUGAACAAUAUUCGUAUCCAGUGCAUUACUCAGAUCACUUUAAAUGUCACCCAGCAGAUCAUACCCUUCUGUCCAAAUGAAUGCAGUGGUGUUGGAACUUGUUUCAAAAAUUAUGUGUGCUUCUGCGGCCCUGAUUAUGGUGGCUUCGACUGCUCAAUCAACCUGAUGGUUCCUCCCAUCCUGUUUGAGAUUGUUGGUGGAAAUCUGUGUGAUCACAGACUUGAUCCAGAUGGUUGCAAGCAAAUAACUGUCACAGGUUCCAAGUUCUCCCAAACUGUGUCUACUUUAAAUGUGUUGCAGUGUCACCUUAAGCGUCUUGUGGUCGGUGCCACAGACGUUUCUGUUGACGUCACCAAGACUGAGAUCGUAUUUGAAGCCACCUUUAUCAGCCUUGAAGAAGUGCGAUGUAAUGUUGAUCAGCCUGGCAGUUGGGAAGUGUCGAUCAGUAACAAGGAGGGCUAUGUCAGCUUACCUCUAGUAUUCAUUUCGUUCGACUCAAACUGUCAAGUUUGCAGUUUGACUGGAUGUACCAUAAGGGAUGACGUCUGUAACAUUGGUGGUGAAUGCUAUGAAAACGGGGCCACAAAGCCAGAUGACAACACUCAGAUUUGCAACACCAAAGUUUCAAAUGUGGGGUGGACUCAAGUAACUGUACCCAAUAUUCUAGAGUUGAUCCAGCGUUACAUCUUCAUCCGUAUUGAAGGCAACUUCCUGGUGACACCCACGUUCCAGUUACAGGUUUUUGGCACGCCUACACUUAUUGAUGGUCCUGCAGGAGGGAACGCCAUUUUGUUUAAUGGCAUCAACGAAUACCUCAGUCUUAUGGACCUAACAGGAACUUGCUUAGGGGACCUGUCAAAGUGCAUAUAUGGGCUUACGAUUAAAUUUUCCCUGGCCAUCAAUGAGUUCCGCAAUGAUAUGUACAUAUUGUCAUGCGGAGGAGACACUAAGGACACCUCAGGCUUAUCCAUAUGGUGGAAAGGCAGCCAUCUAAGAGCUCGAGUGAGAACAGAGACGAAGGAAUGGAAAGUGAGUAUGCUCGGACUGAAGAGAUACUUGCUUUACUUUACUUUUCCGAUCCAGUGGCCAUCUGAGUUCAAACAGAAGAGAUCAAGUUAA
Messenger RNA from Aplysia californica (California sea hare), 14871 nucleotides. RefSeq lists its product as uncharacterized. The transcript is spliced from 90 exons. Lineage: Eukaryota; Metazoa; Mollusca; Gastropoda; Aplysiida; Aplysiidae. The coding region runs from base 1 to 14871 and encodes 4956 amino acids. The record is from RefSeq and is a predicted model, not a curated record.